Molecule: messenger RNA, 1389 nt
Organism: Pochonia chlamydosporia 170
Lineage: Eukaryota; Fungi; Ascomycota; Sordariomycetes; Hypocreales; Clavicipitaceae
Exons: 4
Coding region: 1-1389 (462 amino acids)
Source: RefSeq, a predicted model, not a curated record
AUGUUUUCACUUCAACCGUUUCAGCGGUCAUUUAUUCUGGUGAUCGUCCUCCAGUUAAUUUUCGGCCAAGUCGCUACUACGGCGUGUACGCCAGAUAGUGAUAUUGGUGCGACGUUUGAAAUUCACGAACCAGAAGUGCUUCAUCCAGAUGGGAAAUUGGUCGUUCUGCACAGCAACUUCACCCGUCUGGAGUCGGAUCUCCUGCCUAGAUGGACACUUACUGACAAACGACCGAUGCAAAACAUUAGUAACGACCUGGUCCACCAUAAUCUGGCACACAUACUGCUGCAGAUGAAUGUUUCGUCCAAGGAAAUGGCAAAGACUUUGAAAAUUGGUGUCCCUGCUAUGAGUAAAUUCGCUCUAGGACUUCUCAACCGGACGGAGGCGGACGAGCUCAGUACUCGCCAUUCCUUGGCUCCCCGUGGAUGGGUUGGCGACGUUUUGAAAGCCCUCGCCCAGGUUGUCUUGCCAGGCGGGAUUUAUGGACUUUGCGCGUCCACUGCAUCUGGCACUCUCAAUGUAUUCCUCCACUUUGCCUCCGAAUUUCACGCAGGGAAUUCGGGAUCAUUACCAAUUACGGACGACCAAAACUUCUUCUUGUUCCCACUCCAUGGCGACAUUGCUACGAGUGGUCCACUUCGUGUUUACUACAACGCAUGGAAACCCGAUGGCUUUACAUCUGAUAGUAUUAUUGGGACAACCUUUAACCGCGAUAUUUACACGCCCUGGCCAUUUGCGGGCUCUGGAGAUGACCCAGAUUUCGUGAAGACCACAAAGUAUAUCAUCUUGCACGAGGCCACACAUAGUGUGCAAUACCGCUCGCUAGGAUAUAGCCUGGCACUCUACGGGUGGAGCUAUAUCUACCACGGUUGUAAAUGCGGUGGUUACAAAUGCAUUCCUUACGAGGACGAGGCACGUAGAAAAGAAGGUGAACUGGAUAACCUCCUCCUGCUUACUGGAUCAGGUCGACUGUUCUUCGAUGUUUGGCGUCGCAUCGGUCUCAAGCCAUUACUAGGAUUUCCAACCUCCAAGAGCAAUACACCAUUCACAACGCGAAGGCGGUCAGAACUUUCUUUCCAACAAGGAAUAUUGGAACUUGACUUGAGCAACCCAGCUACCGUCUGUUUCCGAACAUUCACGAAUGCUGAGGUUGAAGCUCGAAGCAACGCGAAUUGCUUCAUUAAGCCAGAUUGUCGCAAUAGACACCUCAAGGGAAGAAUGCCACCACGCGAUCCAAGAGACGACGAAGAACCACGUGAUUGUGUACAAUCAGAGGUCGACGACCACAAUGCCGCCUGUCGGGCUGCUGAUAAUCGCUGGAGGACGAUUGAGACUAGGAGGGGAUUUAGUUGCCCUUCUCUCUCAAGCAUCGUCUAUGGCAGGCUAUAG